Cotesia congregata is the source of this 5210-nucleotide messenger RNA. Lineage: Eukaryota; Metazoa; Arthropoda; Insecta; Hymenoptera; Braconidae. The record is from the annotation of a GenBank genome assembly.
AUAAAAGCAUAAUGAUGUCAUUGAAAAUUUUUAUUUAAACGAUUAUCAGAUUUUUACAGAUGAAUAUUUCAUUGUCAAUGCAAGCAAUUUUUUACACGCUAAUAAAAUAUUUAACGAGAACUAUUAAUUGAAGUCACAGCUCUGAGAUGAUAUUUAUAAAUACAAAAUAAGUCUAAUUAAUCUCUCAGUAAUCGUACUUUCUAGAAAAUUUUAGUUAUUGAAAAGAAAAAAUUUUUCCACUGUUCACUUAGACUAAAGUUAAAAUUCUUAUGUUGAAAUUAAAAACAGUGACAUAAAAUGACGAAACAUCGUUUAUAUUUUUAUUUAUUUUUAUCAACAUCCUUAUCGGUAUAUUUUAAUUAAAAUUUAAUCAUAAAGUAGAUAUCACAUAAUGAUAAUUCCAUUCAGUAGAAAAAUAAGCGGUGGCGUUUUCCAGUGACUGAGAGUAUAAAAUAACUUCCAGAUCUAAAUUAAAUUUACAUGUGUUCUAAUCGUUUGCUCACAUUUCAUAUAAUUAUCAUCUAUCAUUAAAGUUUUGAGCUUACUGAUAACAGGAAAAAUAUAGUUUAGAUAUCAUUUCAUAAUAAAUUAUUUAUUUAUUUAGAGAGAUGGGUGGUGGCAUUGUUUUCAUUACACAGCAAGCUAUUACCGGAAAGGUAUAAAAGAUACGUUGAUGAUCAAGUAUCUUCAGUGAACGUAACGCAAGCCGGGUGUGAGAGCACAUUUGUCGUCUUGUUAAAUUUAAUUAAAUUUUUUUGUUUUGUUCGAAGACAGAGGUAUUACGGUCUCUUCACUUUAAUCCUGCUUGGAGUUCAUUGAUUGAUGAUUUAAUGCUCGACGAUCAGGGGCAAGUGAUUUUGAACCAAUUACGGACGGAAAUAACAGCUAUUUACAUAAGACAGUUUCUGUGAUUAUUAUUAUUAUAAGAAACUAGUGAUUGUUUAUUUUGUAAAUAGUUAACAACAUAACUGUGAUAUAAUCAACUAGGGUGAUCGUGAAUUGUUCCGCGGAUUAGUUACAGUUGAUAAAGUUACUAAGUAAAACGGCAGGACACUUAUGAAGGGGUCCGUCGUUCCAACGAGAUCCACUGCUGAGCUUAUUAAGCAUAUUUGGGAUAUUGAUUGGAAACAGUAGUUAUAAUAAGAGUUGUUAACUGAGAAUGCGCGAUGACGCAGCGAAUUUACCAGUGGUCCACGAACCCUCUCGAGGGGGCCCCCCAGAGUAUCCAAAUGGAGCCUCCCAAGACAAAGUCGAAUCAUCAAGAAAAAAUCCCCUUGAGGUACACACAACAAGACAAGGAGAAGGAUAAACAGGAAACAGAAUGUAUACUGGAUGAUGAUAAUGAGCCAAUUGAAUUUGUUCCACCGCAAACAAAGGAGGAGGAUAAGCCACCCCCAGAGGCGCCAUCCGUACCACCCAUCCCUUAUUAUAAACUCUUUCGAUUUGCGACAUUCGGCGAGUUGAUGUACGUCUUUGCUGGCCUCUUCAUGGGCACCAUGACGGGCCUGUGUAUUCCAGUAGCAAAUAUUCAGUAUGGUGAGUUCACUACUCUUCUGGUGGAUCGUAAUAUGACGAAUCAGACCAGCACGCCUACUUUUGUCAUGGAGAUGUUUGGUGGUGGAAAGAUUUUAGGACCGAAUGCAUCAAAAGAAGAAAGAAUGAAUGCGUUGUACGACGAUUCAGUAGCCUUCGGAGUGUCCUGUGCAGCUUUGUCGACCUUUCAAUUUAUCUUUGCAAUAUUCACAGUAGAUCUGCUGAAUGUCGCAGCGUUCCGUCAAAUUCACAGGAUCCGUCGCAUGUUUUUGCAAGCUGUUUUGAGACAGGACAUGUCUUGGUACGACACCAACACCUCGACGAACUUCGCUAGCAGAAUAACCGAGGAUUUAGAUAAGAUGAAAGAAGGAAUGGGAGAAAAAUUGGGAGUAUUUACGUAUCUGACGGUUUCAUUCGUGUCAUCUAUAAUAGUGUCCUUCUACUACGGAUGGAAGCUGACCCUGGUAGUCUUAAGUUGCGCUCCAGUGAUUGUAAUUGCCACUGCGAUCGUAGCCAAGGUCCAAAGCUCGCUAACUGCCUUGGAAUUGACGGCUUACGGUCAGGCAGGUAGCGUAGCUGAAGAGGUUCUUGGUGCGAUUCGUACAGUAGUGGCAUUCGGAGGCGAAAAAGUAGAGGUCAAUCGUUACACUGCUAAGCUAGUGCCUGCCGAGAAGACGGGUAUUAAACGUGGAAUGUGGUCCGGAGUGGGUGGAGGUAUUAUGUGGUUCAUCAUCUACCUAAGUUAUGCGGUUGCCUUCUGGUACGGAGUGCAGCUCAUUCUUGAAGAUCGUCCGAAGCUUGAAAAAGAGUACACACCAGCAGUCCUGGUAAUUGUCUUCUUUGGAGUGCUCGCUGGCGCCCAAAAUAUGGGAUUGACUUCACCACAUCUUGAAGCCUUCGCGGUGGCUCGCGGAUCCGCGGCUACUGUUUUUCAAGUCAUCGACCGGGUGCCCACUAUCGACAGUCUUAGCACACAAGGACAGAAGCUUCCUAGUGUCAACGGGGAUAUUGAAUUCAAGGAUGUGUACUUUAAGUAUCCAGCGCGUAAGGAUGUUAAAGUCCUGCAGGGGUUGAAUUUGAAAAUUAAAAGCGGAGAAACAGUCGCACUUGUGGGUGGAUCUGGAUGUGGUAAAUCGACCUGUCUCCAACUUAUUCAACGGCUCUAUGAUCCUCUUCAGGGUCAGGUGAUGUUAGACGGAGUUGACAUAGCCAAACUUAAUGUCGGAUGGAUGCGGUCGUACAUCGGCGUAGUCGGGCAAGAGCCAGUGCUUUUUGAUACAACCAUAAGAGAGAACAUCCGCUACGGAAAUGAUAAUGUCACUGAAGAGGAGAUGAUCAAAGCUGCUAAGGAAGCUAAUGCUCACGACUUCAUUAGCAAAUUACCGGAGGGUUACGACAGUCCUGUUGGUGAGCGUGGCUCGCAAUUAUCAGGUGGACAAAAGCAAAGAAUAGCCAUAGCCCGGGCAUUAGUACGUAAGCCCAAAAUUUUGAUUCUGGAUGAAGCGACAUCUGCGUUAGAUCUUCACAGCGAAGCGACCGUACAACGUGCUCUUGAUGCGGCUGCCAAAGGCAGAACUACUGUUGUUGUUACUCAUCGGUUAUCAACGAUCACCAAUGCCGAUAGGAUCGUCUUCAUCAAGGAUGGACAGGUUGCUGAAAUGGGAACACACGAGGAAUUACUUGCGUUGGGAAAUCAUUAUUACGGAUUAGUUUCUGCUGAUGCCAGUACGACUGCUAAAGCUAAAGCAACAGCAACCGUAGCAAAAAGUACAGUAGCAGCCGUUCCAAAAGCCAAACCACCAUUAAAGAAACAAUUUUCAACGUUGUCAAUGCAUUCGCAUCGUCUGUCACUUGCCGGCGCGUCUACAACAUCCGAAGAGGAGCUCGACGAACAUGAGAAACCCUACGACGCUCCGAUGAGAAGAAUUUUCGGGCUGAACAAACAAGAGUGGCUCUUCAAUUUGAUUGGCAAUAGUUGUCUAGCCGCAGCAACAGUUGGCGCCUCAUUUCCAGCAUUCGCGAUGUUAUUUGGUGACGUCUACUACGUACUGGGUUUGGAAAACCCGGACGAAGUUCGUGAGAAGACGAUAACUUUCUCAAUCUACUUUGGAAUAGUCGGAGUGGUAACCGGAAUAGGAACUUUCCUGCAAAUGUACAUGUUUGGGUUGGCAGGAGUGAAGAUGACCGCGCGAAUCCGUAAAAUGACAUUCACAGCGAUGUUGAAACAAGAAAUGGGGUGGUACGAUGAGGACACCAAUAGCGUGGGAGCAUUGUGUGCCCGGUUAUCAUCAGACGCGGCUGCUGUGCAAGGAGCAACUGGGAGUCGUAUUGGCGCUAUUCUGCAAGCGUUGUCAACUUUGGUGCUGGGAAUUGGUCUGUCAAUGUACUAUUCGCCAGAAAUGACUCUUGUGUCGGUGGUUUCGAUACCGCUGGUACUUGGAGCAGUAUUUUUUGAGGCGCGUAUAAUGGGCGGACAAGGGAUGCAAGAGAAGAAGAAAAUGGAAUGCGCAACGCGAAUAGCGGUCGAAGCUAUUUCGAAUAUUCGGACUGUUGCGAGUUUGGGAAAGGAGAAGGCCUUCCUAGAGCGAUACUGCGUUGAGUUAAACCACGUUGCUAAAGCCACCAGAGUAAAGAAUCGCUUACGAGGUCUGGUCUUCUCUUGCGGACAAACCAUCCCCUACUUUGGAUACGCUCUUAGUCUCUAUUAUGGUGGUUAUCUCGCGGCCAGAAAGGAUUUACCCUAUCAAGACGUGAUAAAGGUUUCAGAGGCGCUGAUCUUCGGGUCCUGGAUGCUUGGCCAGGCGCUUGCUUUUGCUCCAAACUUCAACACUGCCAAGAUAUCUGCCGGGAGAAUAUUCCGCCUUCUGGACCGAGUACCCGAAAUCUUAACUCCGCCGGAGAUGGAGGGCAAGGAUUUGGACUGGAAGGCUGACGGCUUGAUACAGUUUUCGAAAGUUGAAUUCCACUACCCGACGCGAACGGAGCAACAGAUCCUUCGCGGUCUGAAUUUAAUCGUAAAGCCGGGGCAGAUGGUUGCGCUGGUGGGUCAAAGUGGAUGCGGUAAAUCAACUUGCAUUCAAUUACUUCAACGUUUGUACGACCCGCUUACUGGAAGCGUUACAAUGGAUCGCCGGGAUAUCACAUCCGUAUCUCUGUCCGCUCUGCGUGCGCAGUUCGGUGUUGUAGGUCAAGAACCAGUCCUCUUUGAUCGGACUAUCGCUGAGAAUAUUAUGUAUGGUGAUAACAAUCGGGUUGUUACCAUGGAUGAAGUUAUUGAAGCUGCCAAGAAAUCUAAUAUUCACAGUUUUAUCAGCUCUCUACCUUUGGGUUACGAUACAAGACUCGGUAGCAAAGGAACCCAGCUCUCUGGUGGUCAGAAACAACGUAUUGCAAUCGCACGUGCUUUGGUCCGAAAUCCAAGAAUCCUGUUGCUCGAUGAAGCCACUUCCGCCCUCGACACGCAGAGUGAAAAGGUCGUCCAAGCAGCCCUGGACAAAGCCAUGGAGGGUAGAACUUGUAUCACCAUCGCGCAUCGUCUGGCGACCAUAAAGAACGCGGACGUGAUUUGCGUCCUGGAGAAGGGAAUGGUCGCUGAAAUGGGAACUCACGAUGACUUAAUCGCUGCAGAUGGUCUCUACGCUCACCUCCACGCCCUCCAAGAAGCUGCCAUGGAGUAA